Molecule: messenger RNA, 2477 nt
Organism: Tetranychus urticae (two-spotted spider mite)
Lineage: Eukaryota; Metazoa; Arthropoda; Arachnida; Trombidiformes; Tetranychidae
Source: RefSeq, a predicted model, not a curated record
UUCAAGCAAGUAAAAGCUUUCGAGUAAAAACAUUGUUACAUUGUGAAUCAAUUUAGGAAAUCUUAAUUCGAACCUUAUUCUAAUUAUGUUUAAUCUAUAAUUUUGCAUGAGUAAUUACUAGUGCACGGAAAAAUCUGAGUAAUUCGGUAAUUCAUCAUUGUCUAAAGGAUCCUCACUAUAUCAUGGGCGCAUCAUUUUUCUGUAUUGUGUUUUUCACUGCUAUUUGGAUCGGUGUAGGCUGGUUUGCUCCUAGAUUCAUUCCUCCAACGGUUGACAAACCAAUAAUUCACAUGUUGUUAUUAAUGACUGCUGUUUGUUGCUAUUCAAUGUGGUUAUUUACUUACAUGGCCCAAAUGAACCCCUUAAUUGGUCCACAAUUAUCAACUGUAACUCAACAUAUUAUGCAAAGGGAAUGGUCAUGAUCUCCAACCUUACUUAACAUGUUUGCUUUUCUCUGUUUUAAUGUCUGUUUAUAUUUUGGGUUUUCUGGUUCAUUCCAUUGCUAUUUAUUUUGAUCAAUCAUUGUUCGUUUCUUCAUCUUAAUUAUUUCACCCUAAAAAAUAAAUUUUAGAUUGUAUAAAGUUCCAAGAAUCAUUAUCUAUUAACAUUGUUCAUCCUGAAUAUUCGUUAAUUUAUCGGUACAUCAAUCGCCUGCUCAUCAAGAGACUCUACCAAUUGUGAAACAAUGUGUAACAAUUGAUUUGUUUUUAUCUAUGGAUUGAAAAAAUUAUUAGAGAAUACUAUUUAUUAAAAGUUAUUGUAAUUAUCAUUGAAAUCACAAUUGCACAGAAAUCAUAUUCUGAUCAUUUGAAUAAGAUAAUCAAGAUAUCAAAUGGCCCUAUCCAAGGUAAAUUUGUCAAUUAUCAAGACACAAAAGUAGCUGAAUUUUUGGGUAUACCUUUUGCUAAGCCGCCAGUUGGACCUUUAAGAUUCCAGUUGCCAGUUAAACCAGACGAUUGGACUGAUGUUAAAUCAACAGUUAACUUUGGAUCAGCUUGUGCACAAAGAGGUCAACACAUUAAACCAUCGGAGAGCAAUGAAGAUUGUCUGUAUCUAAAUGUUUAUUCAACGGAAUCGACAUUCAAUUCAUCUUCUACUCGACUUAGACCAGUGCUUUUCUGGAUUCAUGGAGGAGCUUUGACUACGGGAUCUGGAAAUGAAUUUUACGAUGGUGUUCCGAUGGUUCCUCUACACGAUGUCGUCCUUGUUACUCACAACUAUCGUCUCAAUGCUUUUGGUUUCAUGUAUUUUGGUGAUAAAGAACCAAGAAUCCCAGCAAACAUUGGUUUGAGAGAUCAACUUUUAGCUCUUCAAUGGGUUAAAGAAAAUAUCGCUAAAUUCGGUGGUGAUCCUGAUCAAGUGACAAUUUUCGGAGAAUCUGCAGGUUCCAUGUCGGUUUCAGCCCAUAUUUUAUCACCUCUAUCCAAAGGUUUAUUCAAACGAGCAAUUCUCGAGUCAGGAACCAUUUUGAACCCAAAAGAUGAUUUAGAUUUCUUCGUGCGAAAUGCCUUAACUGUACUCAACCGAACCUCAUGUGCCAACACAAAUGACAUUCUUAAAUGUCUUCAAGGACUCCCUGUGUCCGAAAUCAUUGAUAGCCAAUCAGAUGGGAUUCUAAGGUUCAGAUGGACAUUUGGAGAUGAUUUUCUUCCCUACACACCAAUGGAAGUCUUUUCUCAAGGCUUGUUCGAUAACUCGUUUGACCUCUUACUUGGUAAUGAGAAGAACGAGUUCUCCGUCUUCAUGACAGCUCUUGAUUCAAAACAAUUCAACCCACUAACCCCAGCUCCACUAGAUUACCAAAAAGCGCUUAUCUAUCUUUCCCUUAUUUUCCAAAGAGAAUCACUAGAUUUUUACCGCGAACUGUACUUUGGUCCUUAUACCAAUGAUUCAAAUUAUUUAAGAUCUCAAAUUGAAAAGGCUUACAGUGAUUCAACUUUAGUUUGUCCAACUUACAUUUUUGGUUUGAAAUACGCAUUAAAAGCUAAUAAGAGUGGAGGUAAAGUUUAUGGUUAUUAUCACACACAAAAACCAGCUUCAUCCAUUUUCAAGGUUUGUGAUGUUAGUCCUUGGAUGGGUACUUGUCAUGGUGCUGAACUCCCUUAUGUUUUUGGUAAUCCUUUGGUUGCCCCAGGUUAUUCACAAAAAGAUGUUGAUUUGAGUCGUGAAAUUAUGAAAAUAUGGACACAUUUUGCUGAAUUUGGCUAUCCUCCUAAAGUUGGCGGAACCGAAUGGAAACCAUUAACUGAAGAAUUAUCAGCUAUGAUCUUAAACGUUGAUGAUUUAGGCAAACUUGAAAAAUCUAGAAUUGAGUUUUGCCAUCAACAAUGGGAAGGUUUUGUUAGUCGUGGCAGUUUACAAUUGGAAUAUCUUUUGGCCGCUGCUUAAUCGAUGUAUAAAUAAAUUUAAAAAGUUUUAAUUUAAUGAGAAUUCAAUAAAUUCAAUUCACGAAAAUAAAGAGAACAAAAAUUUAAUUU